AGAAUACUCCAUCCAACAAGAAGCGAAAGCUUGGAAUAUUUCGGGCUCCAAAUUUCUUUGCGCAUGACCAUGCGCCAUGUUUGAUGUUUGAUCGUUGCUCGCAUUCAAGGUAACAGCUGUUUAUCUAUGUACAUGUGUUUGUGACAAGUGACAAUUUGUUUGUGUAAAUUUUCCUGUUUGGCGUUUUCAUAAUAUUUUAUAAUUGUUGAAAAAAGUAUAUUAAUAUUAAAAAUUAUUAAAAUAAACUAUAAUUGUGAUGGCUGCACGCAAAGGUGGAAUUUCUUCUGUGGUUCGUGGAUGCCAGACUAGAUCUGGGGAACAAAUAAGUCUUUUUUCAAUACCACGAGAUCGUAGCAGAGCUGAAUAUUAUGGCUAAAAGCUGCAAUUAGGGAAGAUUUACUUUCAAAGGAUGUCAAUGAAUUGCACAAAAAUUAUAGAAUGUGUGAGAAACAUUUUCAACCACAUUUCAUAUCGAAGGGGGGAAACGUAAGAAAAAAUUUAUUUAUACAAGCUCAUCCUACGAUAUUCCCAUACAACCAAGAUGUACAAUCUGCAGAUGAACCCUUAAGAAAGAUCAUAAGACUUGAAACACAGAUUGAAGAUAAAACUGAAAUAGAUAUUAUGCAGCCAGUUGCCAACAAAACUGAUGCCAGUCAUAGUAUGCAUAGUAUACCUGAUACUUUGAUGGAAGAAUCUCUGGUAACAGAUGUUGAUGUCAAUACCGAAGUAUCUACCAGACCCCAUACUCCAGCACACACAGUUUCAACUCAAACUCCCCCCAAAUUAUCUAGUAGCUCACCAAGGAAAGUAAAAUUACGAAUAAAAAUAAAAACUUUACAAAAAAAUAUUAGGAAAUGCAAAUCCCCCAAGAAGAAGAAGGAAAAUGAUAACAUUUAUUUAAAUAAAUUUAAUCAAAUGUGUGACAAACUAUUAAACAAGCCUUUAGCACAAAUAGUAAAAGCUCAAGCAUUAUUAAAAAGUAAACCUCCAAAAAGUAGGAGGUGUUCAUAUUAUCAUUUAUUUAUUAUCAUUUUCAUAUUUCUAGUUGUUUUUUGUAAAUGUGGAGUAUCAAAAAAAGUAAAUAAGCUUGAGCAUUGACAUUUAACGGUCUGGAAAGCUUUAUAAAAUUUGAUCAUCAAUCAGUUAGAAGACCUUCAACAUGUAACCCAGAUUCUGAUAAUUUGGUGAAGUUGUUGGCGUCAAAGAUUGUAUUUAAAAAAAUAAGCAAUUGGCUGUUUUCAAUUCUGAAACAAUCCUCUUGCCAUAAUAAUGGCAACGUUUUAUGCAACUAAAGACUUAUUUUUUUCUGAAUCAAAUUUGUUCUGUUCUGUUUUGUAAUAUGUUCUGUAAUCAAAUCUGAAUCAUCUUUACUUUCAUUCAUUUAUUUUUUUCUUUCCCCCUAUGUCUUGGAAUCAUUUUCACACAGUUUUUACAGUUUCAUCAUGACCCUAAUGAAAAUAAAGAUUUGACUUGAGCGCAGCUUUAUCAAUGCAUAUAACACAAUUUUUAUCCAAUUAUUCUGACAUAGUCUUACCUUUUAACUGGAUAGCAUUAAAUACAGAGGUCUGGAUUAAUCCAGGUUUACAAAUAAUAAUUGUUCCAGUCAUUUUUUUUUCAAACAACGUUUAGCUGGAAAAUAAAUAAUUUUUUUCAAAAAGUUUUAAACUUUGGUUUCAAAAAAGUAUAAUGUGAGAGCGAAUUAUUUGUAUUCCUUUGAAUAUCUUCUGGACUUUGUUACUUUUUUCUGCAACGGUGCUUGAGAUUUUACAAUUUAUUAAGAAAUUUUUCACACAUUUUUUUAAACCGUUCCUUCCAAUUCUUGUUUUGUGCCGUUUUGUUUUUUACAUAUUGUAUCUAAAAUUUUCCCUUUUCUGGUUUUAUGUUUCAGCUUAAAUGUGGUCCAUUUAACGUAGCUAAAUGAGUAGCAUUAUCCUAUAAAGGAAUUCUUCAACUCUUGCAACGGUAAGAAUCGAUGAAAUACAAAAUGGAAGAACUGAUUAAGAAGAAUGUGAAGGUAUAUGGGCAGUUUCAGGUAAAAUCCUUUGUGGAUCCGAAUGAAUUAUAUAAUGUAGGUUUAAGAAAAGUAUGUGAAAGUGAGUGUUAGACAUUGUUUUGUAGAGUUUGUAAAAUUUGUAUUCUCCGUUACCAGUGCAGUUGUGAUGAAUAUUUGGUGAGGAAUACCUUGUGUAAGCAUGUGCACUUGGUAAGAAUGUAUGAGUAGCAUGUGGGUACUAAUUCUGUUUUAGAUGAUGCUGCAAGGUGUUUGGAGAAACUUCAAUUAUCAAAUCAAGGCAUGAGGAGGAAAGUAAUGAGUUUGUCAGAGGGAAGGUAGAAAAGAUAAUUUGAUUCAGGAAAACACCAAACGAAGUCUUCAAAGUGAAAACAUCAUUAAUGCGGUGGACGAAUUAGACGACCAAGAUUUUAUCAAAUUUACGAGUGAGUUUCAAGGAAUUAUGGAAAAAUUUCAGAAAAUUACAAAGAAGCGAAAAAUGGAAAAGCAGGAGUAUUUUCAAAUAAAGAAAGAAAUUGAGUAAUCAUUAAAUUUGAACAUUUUUUUAGCUCACAAGUAUUUUGUCUUCUGUAUCUGUAUUGAAUUUUUAUUAUAGUUGUAUAGGCUUUACAAGAACGUUAGUUAAUUUAACAUUAUUCUAGAUUUUACUUGAUUAGCAAUAUUAGUAAUAUGUAUGCAUACUUAGGCUAUUUCUGAAUUUUAAAGUCAUGUUAUUUAUAGACUUUUAUAUCAGAGUUGUAUUUUUAUCUGGAUGUACUACGUCUUCGGCGAGGUUUAGAGGGGUUUUACCUUCGCCAUUUUACCAAUAAGGACGUCCCCUCCUUUGAUUUCCCAGAUAUUUAAUAAAAAAUAAAAACAUAUUAAACUA
Diabrotica virgifera virgifera (western corn rootworm) is the source of this 2879-nucleotide messenger RNA. RefSeq lists its product as uncharacterized. The coding region runs from base 439 to 1098 and encodes 219 amino acids. Lineage: Eukaryota; Metazoa; Arthropoda; Insecta; Coleoptera; Chrysomelidae. The record is from RefSeq and is a predicted model, not a curated record. The transcript is spliced from 4 exons.